AUGGCUGCCGGACCACCGCCGGGACUCGGCAUAGCAGCACCACCCGCCACAACAUUACCACCCAACCCCUUUGGAGCAAAUGGCUCGCAAGCAGCCGCCCACAAAUCGCCUCUUGCACACAAUGCAGCUGCUAAAUCAACAAGCGCCUACAAACGCCCGGCUGACUGCCCUCGCGUCUACAGCAGAGGCGCCUUGCUAGCCUACAGCUCCUCUGCCCUGGUCGCAAAGCCGGCCAGCAUGGCUCCUCUCCGCGACUGGUACGGAGAGUGGGAGCCUUAUCACCACAAAUCCACCUACAACUACCGCGACACGCCGCGACGAGCACACGCAGAGGAACAUGCAUCUCAUCAGGCGGACGGCGGCGAAGAAGCCUUCCAACGAGACGGUGGCAUCGUUGGAGGCGCUCUCGGAGGAUUCGGGCCCAGAAGGGAAGGAGCAGGCGCCCGCUUUGGAGGAAGAAGGAACGAAGACCGCGAACGUGGAGAGGGACUGCGAUUGGGCGAGGUCAGCAGCCGUCGAGUUGCUCCUGCUGGCAAGAAUCCGUUCGGACAGAUCUCGGCGAGCGGCACCUUCAAGCCUGCCGGCACCCCAGGCGGUCGUGGUCAACCUCGAGACGGCCAUCCCGAUGGUCUUGGCGAUGGACGUCGCUCUGGCAUGGGCGAACGCUCCGCUUCCUACGGCAAAGACCGGAUGCGAGACAUGCUGCCUGAUGACAGGAGGCGUGAAGCCGGCCGCGACCGCCGACGCGGCGAACGUGGCCUGGAUGCUGAUGAGAGUCGUGAGGAGGGAGAGAUCUCUGAAUCCCCUCGAGUGCGUCGCUCGGGUGGAGCUGACACCGCCUCCGACUGGCGAAGACCUGGGGAUCGAGACCGCGCCGGUCCGUUCUCAAGCAUCGCAUCCGACCGUCUGCGGCCCAGCGAGCGACGCGGUGCUCAGCGAGGCGGCGGUGCUCCCUGGGCUGGCGAUGCCGACGACAACCCGGCUUGGCUAGAAGAUGACUCGGAACCUUUGCCGGUGGACAACCGUGCUCCAUUCGGUCAGUUCGGCAGCCGUCGCAGAGAAGGCGAGGGCGCAGACGACUUGCGUGGCGACGACAUGGCUGGUGCCGUCGACAGCAUUCAGGCGUUCAAGGCGCAGAUGAAGGAACGAGAACGUCGCGAGAGGCAAGCUAGGGGCGAACCCGAGCCCGAACCUGUCGACAACACCGGCGCAUACCAGGGUGCGCACAGCAGCUCUUUCGGCGCAGGCCGCGAUGCAUCCGGAGAAUACGCCUUCGGCGGUGAAGCAGCUUCCAGGGAAGCGGAGCUCGAUGCGAUUCGCCAAGAGAUGAUGGCCGCCGCCAACCAACGCUCUACCUCGGGAGCUUCGCUGUACGACAGCAUCUCUAACAGCCACGGUGAUUCUGGUGCCGAUGGCUCAGGGCCACCCGGCUUGCCUGUCCGAUCCAGCCGUUUCGCACGCUUCUUUGGUGGUGCUCAAGGCGGACCACCUCGCGAUCCACAAGCUGCCGCUCUCGCCGCGCAGCAGAAGAUGCUCGAGUCGAUGAUGGGCAAGGGUGCAGAAGACAAGGACGCUGCCAGCGUGCAGAGCCCUCAGUCGCCUCCGAACGCAUCGUCGUCGUCGAUCAACAUCUCCGAGCUGUUCAGCAAGACUUCCGUCCGCGACAAGGGCGAUGGUGCGCAGAAGGAUGCUUCGGGCAAGAACGUGUCCGAGGCGGAUCAGCAGAGCAUGCAGAAGCUCAUGGCCAUGUUGCAAGGCGGCGGUGGCAGCGGGACGGGCACGCCGACGCAGGGCAAGGGUCCUGAUGCAGAGUCGGCGGACCGACUCAAGGAGCUUCUGCGUAGUCAGGGACGAGGAGGAAACCGCGGCGACGCCGAAGAUGGUGGCAACGAGCGGCCCCGAAGCAUUGUUUCGCCGGGAAUGUCGUCGGCCGAGACGCACAACCAUCACGGUGUGGACGCCCGCUCUCCUCUGCCUUACCAUCAGCAGCAGCAACAGCACCAUCGUGAAUCGAGCACCUCGUUGCCUUCUCAGCAACAGCAGCAACACGAGCAGUAUCCGCAAUACCAACAGCAGCAGCAGCAGCGAUCUGAAUCUCCCUCUGUGGGCGUUGGCGGUGGAGCUUCGUUCAACGAUCCACGUCAGCAACUGGGUGGACUUGGAUCACCGACGAGUCCGGGUGGACCCGGCGGUCUUGCUUCGCCUGGCCCGGCUCCUGGGAUGGCCGGAUUCGGUGGCUUCCCCGGAGGCAUGCCCAGCCGUCCGCCUCCGCCCGGCAUGGAUCCACGUCUCCUCGGCCGACCUCCGAUGGCUGCAGGCUUCCAACAACUUCCCCCCCACAUUGCCGCCAGUCUAGGUCUCGCUCGAGGACCGCUUCCUCCCGGAAUGGCCAACCUGCCUCCGGGCGUUGCGCCGAUGAACAUCCCCGGCGGGCCUGGUGGACCGCGUGGACCUCCUCCGCCGAACGCCGGUUUCCCACCUGGCUUCUUCCCGCCCGGAGGUGCGCGUCCGCCGCCGCCGCCGGGGAUGCCGCCGCAGCUGUAUCAGCAGCUGAUGGGCAUGCCGCCGCACAUCCAGCAGCAGGUGUUGGCGGGUCAGCCGCUGGGGAUGCCCCCGAUGCCGAGGUCGCCCUACGAGAUGCAGGAGGGGGCAAGGAGCCAGCAGUUUGCGCCGUACUAUGCGCAGGGGCCGGGGAGUCCACCCACCGGACACCAGGGGCAGGGUCAGAGUCAGGGUCAGCAGCAGCAGCAGGGCGCAGUGAAUGUCGGCAGUCACGCCAUGAACGGUGCUAACCUGAUGGCCUUGUUGAGCGGCGGGAGAAAUACUCCUACGUCGUGA
This is a messenger RNA of Pseudozyma hubeiensis SY62, 2838 nucleotides long. RefSeq lists its product as hypothetical. Bases 1 to 2838 code for a protein of 945 amino acids. The transcript has a single exon. Lineage: Eukaryota; Fungi; Basidiomycota; Ustilaginomycetes; Ustilaginales; Ustilaginaceae. The record is from RefSeq and is a predicted model, not a curated record.